CGAAGAAUAAGAACCUGGAGUGCCAUCUUGGAUGGAAGAAGACUGUUUACACGUCAGUCGGUUUUCGGUUUUGCACGGUUCGAUCUACGGGGAAAAAAGAGGAUUUUUUCUCGAGGAAGCUUCGGUUUUUUUGGGUGGCUGCGGAAAAUUGCCGUGUCCGGAUUUUGCGGAGUUGUGAGUGCGCGAGAGGUCGAUUUGAUUAGGAGGCAGGAUGAAUAUCUUCCGACUGGCCGGUGAUUUGUCACAUCUUUUGGCGAUUAUUCUGCUGCUGAUAAAAAUAUGGAAGACGAGGUCGUGCGCCGGAAUCUCCGGCAAGUCGCAGAUUCUGUUUGCGGUCGUGUACAUUUCCCGCUAUCUGGACCUGGUGACGACGUUCGUGAGCGUGUACAACACGGUUAUGAAGCUGGUCUUUAUCGUGUCGUCGGUGGCCACUUUGUACAUGAUGUACGUCAAGUUUAAGGCCACGUACGACCACAACCACGACUCGUUCCGCAUCGAGUUCCUGCUGGUUCCGUGCUUCGUGCUGGCGCUGCUGAUCCACGCCGCGUUCACCCCGCUGGAGAUUUUGUGGACGUUCUCGAUCUAUCUGGAGGCGGUGGCCAUCUUGCCGCAGCUGUUCCUGGUCAGCAAAACGGGCGAGGCGGAAAGUAUCACCAGCCACUACCUGUUUGCCCUCGGAUCGUACCGUGCGCUGUACCUGCUCAACUGGAUCUACCGAUACUACGCCGAGGGACACUACGACCUGAUUGCGAUCUUCGCCGGGGCCAUCCAGACGAUCCUGUACUGCGACUUCUUCUACCUCUACAUCACCAAGGUGCUCAAGGGGAAGAAGCUGCAGCUUCCGGCGUAAGGCGCUCCUGCCAGCUGACCGGGACGGACGGAGGUAGGAAGAAGACUUUUCUCUUACACACAAAUUUGUUUAAGUAAUAUUCUCCAAAAAAAAAAAACAAUAAAAAUAAUAAUGAUACAAAUCAACACACACAUUCACGAGAACGAAGGCAUUAAAAUUAGAAGAGAGUUGGGGGCAAAACAAUAAUGGCAAGACCAGUUGUAAAACACGAAUAUAAUACACAACAGCUACAUAAGUUUAAUAAAACGGAUUCCGACAGCAAACAACCCUGUCAUUUGUAGUCUAACCGAAGGAACUCUGGAAAUCCUUCCGAUGACUGUGGGUUUAGAGAGUAUUACAUGGUCAAGAAACACUUUUUGAUAGCAAACCCCACAAUCAAUAAGCAGCAGCGCAAGAAGUCCCAACUGUCGAGCAAAAGCUUUCCGGGUUAGUCCUCGCGCAACGUAACAUCCCUGGGUCGCAAUCUUAGUUGAUUAUUGUAUGCUAAAUAAAACUGAAAGCGUAGUUUUACCGUUCGUAGCGAAUGUUUGUGGUCUGAACUGGCCACGCGACAGGCGGGGUUCCCUUAAAUUAAAAUCAAAGUACUAUUAAUAAGAACAGACUAUCCUUUCCGAUUUUUUUAUUUGUAAACUGUGCAAAUUGGAUUUCCGUUUAAUGUUUCUAGUAGAGAGAAAGAGGGAUCGUACUCUGAGGAAUAUAUAAUACAUUUAAGGUGACAAGAUUCAUCAGCGCGAAGAGACAAGUUUGCUAUUCUUUACUUUUAUCUACUAUUUUUUUAGAAUUCUGCGACAAACCGCACGAGAAAAAGUAUCGUUUCCCGGUGGAUUCGGGAACCAAUCUAAUUCUUCUAUUUCAUAAACAUUAAUAUUUUACUGCUACUGUAAUUGAUAAAGAAAAACAAUCCCAAGUAAGGAUUCAUGAGGUAAAAUUAAUAAAGUAUGGAAAAUCAACCAAAAAAAUAAAAAAA
Molecule: messenger RNA, 1817 nt
Organism: Culex quinquefasciatus (southern house mosquito)
Lineage: Eukaryota; Metazoa; Arthropoda; Insecta; Diptera; Culicidae
Gene: KdelR
Product: ER lumen protein-retaining receptor
Exons: 1
Coding region: 212-850 (212 amino acids)
Biological process (GO): protein retention in ER lumen; endoplasmic reticulum to Golgi vesicle-mediated transport
Cellular component (GO): cis-Golgi network; endoplasmic reticulum; membrane
Molecular function (GO): ER lumen protein retrieval receptor activity
Source: RefSeq, a predicted model, not a curated record